GUGUAAUGUACAAAACACCAUAUUUAUGGGGACUGAUACACAUGUGCCUCAUGCAGAAAACAACAGGUUUGACCCCCCCAACCCUUGCAAUUCCCCCUCUUCCUCCAAUGAGCACAGUGUGGCGGGAAAAUAUAGAUCACACAUUUGGGGUAAUUAAUAGAAGACUUAGCUGUAUCCCUAGAGCCAAAGCCCUGGAUUAAACACACUCUCCAGUAACGGAGCCCCAGCAGAGUUUAAAAGUCAUAAAAUGUGCAACAGUGAAGUGUUAGAUCCUUUUAAUACAUUAUCCCAUUUGGUCCACUUACAGCCCCCACCCCCCGCCUCUACCCCUCUCGCAAUGAACAGACCACACCAUUAGUAAGUUUAAAUGCUUUACUUACAAACUCCAAAGGUCAGAUUAUUUCUUGGUCAGAUUCAGCAAGAGGAACACAUGCAGAAACUUCCUGUGUUACCAAAUACAGAAAAAUACUUAAGAGUACGAGGCCUGGGCUUGUUGCCUGGUCAACUUCACAUCAUGGGAGAGAAUGAUGAGGGGACCUGACUUAGCUAUGGCUGUGCCAGGGGACAAGGUCUACAGCAGCUGCCUCCCUUUUGGCGAGACGCACCAGAAGCUGCUAGCCACCAUCCUGAUCGUGCUGGGACUUCUCGCUUUACUGGAAUAUGCCGUCAGACUGAUUUCCUUGGGCUGGAUUAGCAUCUCUCCAUUAAUGAGGAAAAUACAUGACUCUUGCUUCAAGAAAGGCGGCCAACUUCUGAAGACCAUGAAGAUCCUCUCCAGCAGCAAGAGACUGUGGAAGGAGUCACUGCUUCUCAGAGGCCGCAAGAAGCUCUCCAGCAUGCGCUUCCGCUGCAUCGUGGACCCCGUCAAAGUCACAGUGAAGAUGAGCAGCCUGCAGGAGCCCAAAGCGUGCUGCUCGCAGGGCGGCCGCAAGAGCAAGGCCUACUACUCCGGCGAGUGGUCCAGCCACCACGACACAGACGACAAGAAGGCCAGUUGGUGCAGGAGCCCGCAACGCCGCCGAAGCAGCCAAUGCAGCUCCCACCCCUCAGACACCGAAACCCCCCAGCCGGCGUGCCCCGCCGGGUCCGUCGCCUCCUGGGUACGUUUCAACUUCAGCCCCCCGCAGCGCGCCGCCGAGGCCGCAAGCAGCUCGGCCCGUUGCGGGGCCCACGCCCGGAGCCACCAAAGAGCCACUGGCGACAAGCAGCACAGCUCGGACAUCGCCAGGGAGGGUGCCCAGGGGCAGAGGUUCCUGCAGCACUCGGUGGGCAUGAACACCGAGGAGCCUGCUCCCCGCUGCCCGGAAGCCCCUCACGAACACUUCAACCGCCAGUCCAGCGAGACAAAUUUCAUCCUCAGCCCCAUCUUGCCGGGCCCUAGGCGGGUGGUGUACUCUGCCCUGGCUUCGGAUGCGGUGUCGAGGACCCACCUCAACGGCGAGGAGUACCCCUACCCGCACUCCCCAAGAGGGCCACGCCACCGCCUCGGGCCAGAGUGGCAGCAGCGCUUGCCCGCGGCGCAGCAGGCCGAAGUGUAUGUUUACCUGGUCAGCCCUCCGCUGCCCAGCCCGGAACACAACCCCGACCAGCCCAACCACCCCUUCUCUGCAUCCCAAGGCAUCUCCAGAAAGGAUGUUCUGGCCAACAGGAUGUCUCUCAGCCACAGCAGGGGCAGUUCCAGCCAGGGACCGGCAGGGCAGGGGGGCAGCGACACCCACAAGCAGCGCAAAAGCAUCUGGGAGAGGAAGCACCAGCAGAGGUCCCUGCAGCCGACUCCGGACUACGAGAAGCUGGCAGGAGGCAGCGGUGGCGCCAGCCUGGGCCACCACGAACCCUUCUCCCACAAUCCCCCUCUCUUGGCGGACAGGGGGAGGGGAGGGCUCGAUGCAACACCACCCACCAUUGCCAGCUGAAGGCGCCUUUAAGUAGGGACGGGCUCCUGAAAGGAGCAAACGGCAACCUCUCCCGUUUCGUUGAAUACCCUUUGAGCGUGCUCGGGUCAAUAAAAAUUGAAGGCAAGGCAUGAA
This is a messenger RNA of Podarcis muralis (Common wall lizard), 2027 nucleotides long. The record is from RefSeq and is a predicted model, not a curated record. Lineage: Eukaryota; Metazoa; Chordata; Lepidosauria; Squamata; Lacertidae.